UCAGUUCAUCUACCCUCCCCUCAUCCCCUCCCUUCUUUCGAGCCCUUUUGCUACAUCGUCACAAUGAACGACUGUCCCAUGACUUGUGAAACUGGAAGAGUGAAUCUGACAUUGUGGAUACAAAGACAACGCGUUUUUAAAUUUACAUAAUUUUAUUGCUACAAAAUGGCUGGAAAAUAUAACGGUUUUCAGACUCAGUCGGAAAUAAUUUAGCCAGUAAGCGUAUGCAAAGAAACCAAGUUCACUCGGUUUUAUUUUGCUACUAGACAACCACGAAAAUAAUACUGCCUAGAUCUAAUGAUGUUUUGUAAUUUAUGAUGCCAAUUCAUCCCUAUCUCCCAAUACGCUUGUGGUGGUGUUGACUCUCGUUGCCUGAAAUUUGUCUGCCAGACAGCCUACACUAUCAACCCAGAUUAAUUAUAUUGGUAAGAGGAGUUCGCUCUUUAGUCCUUGGGCGAGCCAUUUAUCCGACCGACGGAAGUAGCUAUCCAGCUAACAAGCUAGCGAGAAUUCGAAAAGCUAUCUAGGCUCUCGACAUUCCAAAUCUGGCAGGAAUGUCAAAUGAGCACUCACCCCUCCUCACUUAUGGGCUGUUCAGUGUGGUGGGGGACCCCUCUGGGUCAGGGUCUGUGUCGGGGCAGCAAGGCGUGGGCACUGCCACUCCUGGCAACCCUCCUUCCUCACCCCGUAGCCUGAACACGUUCUUUGGCGUGAUUGUGCCCACUGUGCUCUCCAUGUUCAGCAUUGUGCUCUUUCUCAGGACAGGAUUUGUGGUAGGUCACGCUGGACUGCUCCAGUCCCUCAUCAUGUUGGGUGUGGCCUAUGUCAUCAUUUCCCUGACAGUUCUCUCCAUCUGCGCCAUUUCCACCAAUGGAGCUGUCCAGGGGGGCGGUGCUUAUUUCAUGAUAAGCCGAUCUUUGGGGCCAGAGUUUGGAGGCAGCAUAGGACUCAUGUUCUACUUGGCCAAUGUGUGCGCUUGUGGCGUGUACAUUUUGGGUCUGGUCGAAGCCAUUCUUGACAUUUUUGGACAAGACCCAGGCUCCUCUGUGUCAGAGGGUGUGCGGGUGCUGCCCCAGGGCUACUGGUAUGGGGUCCUGUAUUCUUCUGUCGUGCUGCUGGUCUGUUUGCUGGUCUGCCUGGUGGGUGCCCAGAUAUACUCCCGUGCCUCCUUCCUCAUCUUGUUGGUGGUGACGGUCUCCCUACUGUCAAUCUACAUCAGCCCCCUUGCCCUGGGCCCCCGUGACUUCACCAUCAGCCACCAAGGUGGCAUCGCCAACAGCACCAUUGUCUACAACACCAGCUAUACGGGCUUCAACCGCACCACACUGAGGAACAACCUGGGCCCGGGAUACUCGCUGGAUUACAGUACCAACAGCGUCAUGACAUUCGCUACUGUGUUUGCCGUCAUGUUCAACGGUUGCACUGGGAUCAUGGCCGGAGCCAACAUGUCUGGAGAACUGAAGAAUCCCAGUGUGUCAAUUCCCAAAGGAACCAUAAUAGCUGUGGUGUAUACCUUCUUUGUCUACCUGUUCCUCUUCCUCCUUGUCAGCUCCACCUGUGAAAGGGUUUUGUUGAUCCAAGACUAUGGGUUCUUCCGGCGCAUUAAUGUGUGGCCACCUUUUGUCAUCAUUGGUGUGUACUGCACCUCCCUGUCAGCUGCUAUGAGCUCCCUGAUUGGGGCAUCUCGGAUCCUGCAUGCCCUCUCCCUGGACCAGCUUUUCGGGCGGCCACUUGCUCCAGCCACCAUUACCUCCAGUUCAGGAAACCCGUGGGUGUCGGUCCUUUACACCUGGGCUCUAGUGCAGUGUGUGGUGUUCGCUGGGCAGCUCAACUCCAUCACCAGUCUGGUCACUGUCUUCUAUCUUCUGGCCUAUGCUGCCGUGGAUCUGGCCUGCCUGGCCCUUGAGUGGGCUUCUGCUCCAAACUUUAGGCCUACUUUCCAGUUCUUCUCAUGGCACUCCUGCCUGCUGGGCAUAAUGGGCUGUGUUGUAAUGAUGUUCGUGAUCAACCCGGUCUACUCCUCUGCCAGCAUCGCCCUCCUACUGUUGCUUCUGCUCUUUAUCCACUAUAGAGCCCCAACCAGCAGCUGGGGCUACAUCAGCCAGGCACUCAUUUUCCACCAGGUGCGAAAAUACCUGCUGAUGCUGGACGUGCGGAAGGAGCACGUGAAGUUCUGGCGGCCGCAGGUGUUGCUGAUGGUGUCCAACCCCCGCUCCUCCUGCCAGCUCAUCACCUUCGUCAACCAGCUGAAGAAAGGCGGGCUAUUUGUGCUGGGACACGUGCAGCUGGGGGACUUGGACACAUUACCAUCAGAUCCUAUCCAGCCUCAAUAUAACUUCUGGCUGAGUCUGGUGGACAAGCUGGGAGUGAAGGCUUUUGUGGACCUGACACUAUCAUCAUCUGUCAGACAGGGCACACAGCACCUUCUCAGAAUCACUGGCCUAGGGGGCAUGAAGCCAAACACCCUGGUCUUGGGCUUCUAUGACAACUGUGUCCCUGAAGACUACUUCCUGCAGGACCCAGCUUUCUGCGAGGAGGUUUGUGGGCGUAACGGUGGUGGGGGGGACAAUUUUGGCGUGGACUUGCCCUCCUUACAAGCCCACUUCCCCCCAGUCCGUAAUAUGGAGUCCCCCCGCUGGCUUUCUCCUGAUGAGUAUGUUGGCAUGAUCUCCGAUGCCAUUAAGAUGGGCAAGAACGUGUGCCUGGGCCGCUACUUUUUCCAGCUGCAAGGCGAAAUGAGCAGCGCAUCCCAGACUGGGGAAGAAAGGACCAUCGACGUGUGGCCUCUCAAUCUGCUGCGGCCGGAGAACAGUGGCUAUGUGGACGUGUGCAGCCUCUUCCUCCUGCAGAUGGCGUGCGUGCUGAACAUGGCUAACCGGUGGCGAAAUGCCAGGCUCCGGAUCUUCCUGUGCGUGGAAGCCGAAUCCGGCGACCAGGGCUGGAUGGCGAAGGAGGAGACGCUACGCGAUCUGCUGGGGAAGCUGCGCAUCCGGGCCUCCAUUAAGAUUGUGGCCUGGGACGCCGUGGUGAAACUCUACACCGGGGGCAAAGAGCGGCGGGCCGCCACCCCCGGAGGCGGUGAUGUCGGGGAGGGAGACCUGGGUGGGUGGGCCAGGUCACCUCCCGGCGUCUCUGAAGACUUCCUGGCUGCCGUCAAUAGUCUGGUGAUGGAGCACAGUGCCCUAGCAGCGGUUCGAUUCCUGUACUUGCCCCGGCCCCCUGCUGGCUCCAGCCAAUCACAGCGAUACCUGGCUCAGCUGGAGGCAAUCACGCGUGACCUGGGCCCCACCCUCCUGAUCCACGGCCUUACCCCUGUUACAUGCACCGAUCUCUGAGAGCUGUGUGUAAGCAUGUGUGAUAUGUAUUGUCUUUCUGUUUCUUUUGGUUAGCUUUUGUCCCAACAAACUAUUUAAUUUGUGUCUUUCUCAGCACAGCAUACGUCUCUUAAUCUGUUUGGGUAUGUGUGUCUGUUUGCUUCUGGCUGUUUCGUCUGCUGGCUUGUCAUUUUUGUCACUAAGCCUUUAUUUUUGGCUUCUUGUGUUUCUCUGAUUUAUCUUCUAGUUCAUCUGAUACUGUCUGUGUACCUGUCUCAUUUACUCACCCUUUAUAAUUGUCACAGUUCAUCUGAUCAAAUGGAAAGUUUUGCAAAGAGCUAGUUAGAAUGAAAUGGCUGUCUUGGAUUUUGAUGAAGUAAUAUAUAGUAAAAAUUGGUUGUAGUGUUCCAUUUCAGAAUAAGAACUGGUUUGUUUUUAACACUGCAAAUGGGGAUAUAGGUCUGUAAUUAGUGAGAUCUAGCACAAAACCAAAUGGUUCUUACUGUUUCACUUUUUUGUAUUAGUGACAAAGCAUAGCAUAAGCAUAAUUACUUGAAAAUGUUUUUUUUUUUAAUAAUGCUUUUGCAGAUGUGCCUAUAUUUUCACCAGAUACCAAAUUUGUCUUAAUCUAGUGUACCCUUCAGUGUCAGUCAAGUGCAGUCCUCCUUUGAGAGAAUGAAUCAUUCUGAGAGAAUGAAUGUCAGUGUACAUAUACGUUUAGCCUUAAACAAAAAUACAGUUCCUCUGAAUUAUGGCAUCAGGAUUAAUUUGUCUAACUUUAAGAAGAGUUAAACUUCCGUUUGUAUUAUUGUCUGCCGAUUGUUCAUUUUUGGAUGAUUUUUUUCUUGAAGGGUGAACCUGACAGGCAUAUUUGGUGAAAGGAAAAAGAGGCAUGAUGGCUGGAGUGUAGAAUUCUGAACUCCCGGAGGCUGGUUUUACACCAUUUAUUACUUCCUGUCCAGUCGUGACACCAGGAAAAUGGUUACACCUCCAUAGAACAUUGUUUAGUCUGUCCAGGUUGGUCCAGAGCACUGAAUUAUUUAUAACAUUUUGUCAUAUUUUUUAUUAAACAAGCAUAUUAAUAUGCUAUUUAAAUUAAUCAGUUUAUGAGGCAGAAAUAAAUAAUGCAGCAGCACAUUAGAGUUGGGAUGCUGAUGGUGUGUAUUUGUGUGACAGAAAUUCAUCUACCUUGUAGGAUAAUGCAUUCUGUCACAUUCUGACGGCAAGUCUAUUUACACUUGCACUUGCUAUGAAAAUAUUGACCAUUCCUGAUAUAUUAAAAAAUGGUUCCUUCUUCUGUAGAUGAAAACUGAAUUUUGGAAUGACUGUAAUGGCAAACUUGUUCAAAUGUUUAACAAUUAUUUGUAACUGUUCUU
Messenger RNA from Anguilla rostrata (American eel), 4690 nucleotides. Its product is annotated as solute carrier family 12 member 9-like. Gene Ontology annotation, cellular component: membrane. Gene Ontology annotation, molecular function: potassium:chloride symporter activity. The transcript is spliced from 14 exons. The record is from RefSeq and is a predicted model, not a curated record. Gene Ontology annotation, biological process: chloride transmembrane transport; cell volume homeostasis; potassium ion homeostasis. Bases 555 to 3335 code for a protein of 926 amino acids. NCBI's taxonomy places the organism in Eukaryota, Metazoa, Chordata, Actinopteri, Anguilliformes, Anguillidae.